AUGGGCACCGUAGUGCGGUUGCGAUGGGCGACAACAUGGCUUCUUGUUCCUGUCGCGGCAGCGAUCCUGCUGUCCAUAUGUGUGAGCACGACGAGGCGCGCUCCGCAGCUGCCGCCCGUGGUGGUGGUGCCCGGGUACGCCACCAACGAGCUGGACGCGCGCCUCACGGAGCUGUACCGCCCGUCGUCACCGCGCUGCGGCGCGCGCAAGGGGGAAGGCUGGUUCCGCCUCUUCCUCAACUACACGGCGCUCGAGGACGCCGCCGACGUGCGCUGCUUCGCCGAGCAGAUGGCCGCGGUGUACGACGCGGCCUCUGACGACUACCGCAACGCCCCGGGCGUGGAGACCCGCGUCCCUUUCUUCGGAUCCACCCGGGGCUUCCGCUACCCCGAUCCAGACCGGAGGAACUUCUCCUACAUGGACAAGUUCGUGUCGCGGCUGGAGGAGCUCGGCUACCGCGACGGGGAGACCCUGUUCGGCGCGCCCUACGACUUCCGGGUCGGCGACGCCAUCUUCGGCCGACUCAAGAGGCUGGUGGAGAGGGCGAGCCGGAUCAACGGCGGCAGGCCGGUGACCGUCGUGGCGCACAGCUACGGCGGCACGCUGGCGCACCAGUUCCUGCUGCGGCAGCCGUUGCCGUGGCGCAGGCGCUUCGUCAGGCGGUUCGUGCCCGUGGCCGCGCCGUGGGGAGGCGUCGUCCUGGGCAUGCUGACGCUCGUCGCCGGCAACAGUCUCGGCCUGCCGUUCGUCGACCCGCUGGCGCUCAGGGGCGAGUACCGGAGCCUGCGGAGCAGCCUCUGGCCGCUGCCCAACACCAACGCCUGUGGAGUCGGGCAGACACUGGUGACCACACGGAGCAGGACGUACACGGCCCACGACGUGGCGGACUUCCUCGACGACAUCGGGAUGGGCGCGGCCAUCGGGCCGUACCAGUCCCGCGUGCUGCCGCUGUUCCGGGAGCUGCCAUCUCCGCGGGUGCCCGUGGCCUGCGUCGUCGGGGUUGGGGUGGACACGCCGGAGAUGCUGGCCUACCCGGGAGACGACUUCCACGUGACGCCGAAGAUGGUCAUGGGAGACGGCGAUGGGCUGGUCAACCUGGCGAACCUCCUCGCCGGCGAGGAGGCGUCCUGCAGCUUACUGGCGAGGAGGCGUCCUGCAGCUUAG
Molecule: messenger RNA, 1164 nt
Organism: Miscanthus lutarioriparius
Lineage: Eukaryota; Viridiplantae; Streptophyta; Magnoliopsida; Poales; Poaceae
Source: the annotation of a GenBank genome assembly